Messenger RNA from Pecten maximus, 1853 nucleotides. RefSeq names its product glycine-rich cell wall structural protein 1.0-like. The record is from RefSeq and is a predicted model, not a curated record. Lineage: Eukaryota; Metazoa; Mollusca; Bivalvia; Pectinida; Pectinidae. The coding region runs from base 152 to 1381 and encodes 409 amino acids. The transcript has 6 exons.
GGCGAAGUUUGGGAGAGUAUAAAUAUAGGUGCAUUUCUGGAUAAGGACGUAUUCUCAAGUUACCAGAACAAGUGGAAUUGCAAAGAGUCGCUUUUCAAGAAACGAGUGCACUUUCAACAGAACAAAAAGAGUACCACAAGUUAAAGCAGAUAUGAAGACGCUGAUCAUUUUGACGACAAUGCUGGCUUCCGCUUUAGGGAAUGAUUUAGACGACAAUGGUUUCAUUGGCGGUCCAUUCAUCGGAGGGAUCGGCGGCAUCAGCGAUGGUAUCGAUCACUUUGGCAUGAAUGGCAUUGACGAUUUCGGUAAUGGUGGCUUCAUAGGGGGUGGCAUUGGAAGCAUCGGUGCAGGUAUAGGCCAUGGAGGCAUACGGGGAGGACAUGGAGGUGUAAUCGGUGGGGGCAGAGUAAUUGGCAGCGGCAUUGCGGGAGUAGGACGAUUUAGGGACAUCGGAGGAGGCUUUGAUGACUUCGGCGGCAUUGGAGGAGGCCGUGGUCUCAUUGGAGGUGGAUUCGAUGAUAGUGCCGGCCUUAUAGGAGGAAUCGGGGGCGUUGCGGGAGGUCACGGAGCUGGUAUCAUCGGAGGAGGAAUCGGGGGUGUUGCGGGAGGUCACGGAGCUGGUAUCAUUGGAGGAGGAAUCGGGGGUGUUGCGGGAAGACACGGAGCUGGUAUCAUUGGAGGAGGAAUCGGGGGCGUUGCGGGAGGUCACGGAGCUGGUAUCAUUGGAGGAGGAUUCGGGGGCGUUGCGGGAGGUCACGGAGCUGGUAUCAUUGGUGGAGGAAUCGGGGGCGUUGCGGGAGGUCACGGAUCUGGUGCCAUUGGAAGAGGAAUUAUAGGCGGUGGACAGAUGGGGCCAUAUUAUGAUGGCUAUGACAGACGGGAUGGCUUCAACGGAGGAUUUAAUACCGGAUCGGGUGGAGUAAUCGGUGGAGGAGUACGUGGAUUUGGAGUCGGGGGCAUGGGUAGGGGCUUUGGUGAUAUGAGCAGGGGCUUUGAUGAUAUGAGCAGGGGCUUCAGCAAAGGACACAGCAAAGGAUACAGCAAAGGUUACAGCAAGGGAAGCAGGCCUGUAAUUAGACAACGAGUUCUUCCCCGAGUACAGCCAAGGAUUAAUUAUCAGCCACGGAUCCGCAUGCCGUCAUUCAACAGAGGAAUUGCCGGAAUAGGAAGGAUGCCAUACUCCAAGGGAUUUCCGUAUCAGUCCAGAUCUCUCGGGGUCACUGGUUUCCGUCGCCCCAUUAAAGGUAUGGGAGGUAUCGGGAUGGGAAGUUUGGGAGUCCCAAGGUACCCCCAGAGGACCAGGAUGAUGAGCAGACCCAGUAACAAAGGCUACAGCAAGGGCCAUUAUUCAAAGGGAUACUCCAAGGGUAGAAGCUAUUAGACAAUGUAAACGUUGUCCUGCCCGAGGCGAAGAAGACGUCAGCAGCAGGCGACCUUCGGGGUCACGAUGACAAUAAUGGACCUAGUGUAUACCAAUUAUGACUGGUCACCUCCAGGGUUCAAAGGACAGAACAUAGGUGUUUGAGCAAUGACACUUUGAUGUAUGGAAUAUCAACACAAAUGGCUCUAAGUCAGUUUCGCAUACAGGUGUAUUUGAAACUGUGCCUAUAUGUUUAAUCAUAUUCCUAUUGUCUCUUCAAAGGAAUUGUGUGAUUGAAAAACCAAUGUGAAAACAUUGACUGCUAAAUGUGCGAAAAGUGAAGCAUUUGGAUUAUUAGUUUUUGAGAUUGCAUUAUAUGAUAUAUUAACAUUUUCAAAAGUAUUUUAUAUCUUUAUAUCUGUUUAAAAUGUAUUUAAUUUAUGUACAUAUAUACGCAUCUUAUCAAUAAAGGCCUAUCAUAUAAUACAAGCAA